AACGCCCGAUCUCUCAAAACGGGGAAAGUGAAACUAGCUCUGUGAUCCCGGUGCCGCAGCCAUGGCUGCCGUUGACACCCCCGUCCAGGAUCUCUGCGAGGAAGCCACUUGCCCCAUCUGCCUGGAGUAUUUCCAGGACCCGGUGAUCAUUACGGAGUGUGGCCACAACUUCUGCCGAGCCUGCCUGACCCAGUGCUGGGGGGAGAAGGACACAGAGGCCUCCUGCCCCCAGUGCAGAAGGAGCUUUCAGAAGGGGAACCUCCUGCCAAAUCGACAGCUGGCGAACUUCGUCGAAAUCGCCAAGAAAUUCAGUGGCCAGGGGGCCAAAGGGGCGGGAAUUCGGAGGAGCGAAAGGGCAGAAGGAAAGGAGCGAGUCUGUGAGAAGCACCAGGAGCCCCUGAAGCUCUUCUGCAAAGACCACGAAUCUCCCAUCUGCCUGGUGUGUGACAGAUCCAAGGAGCAUGAAAAUCACAAGGUGGUUCCUCUGGAGGAGGCUUCCCGGGAGAACAAGGAUCUGAUCCGUCGUCACCUGGAAUGUCUGAGGAAGGAGAGAGAGAAAAUUCUGGCAUAUAAAGCAGACACAGAAAAGGAAAAUGAAGCCCUGCUUAAAUUAAGAGAGACUGAGAGGCAGAAGACUGUGGAUAUCUUCAGACAACUACACCAGUUUCUGGAGGAACAAGAGGAGCUUCUGCUGGUCCAGAUGGACGAGGUGGAGAAGGAGAUCACAAGGAGAAGGGAGGAGCACAUGGCAGCACUCAAGGAGGAGCUCCUCUCUCUUGAAAGUCUCAUCCAGGAGAUGGAGGAGAAGUAUCAACAGCCAGCGAACGAACUCCUGAAGGAUGUGAGAAGCAUCUUGCAGAAGCGUAAGAAGGAGCCCUUUGAGAAUCUAGUGGCUUUCCCUCCGGAGCUGAAAUGGAGGAUCUGGGAAUUCUGUGAUCUAAACGCCUUUCUAGGUGGUGUCAUGAAGAAAUUCAAAGGUGCUUUACUGCAUGGACAACAACUGCAAAAAGCAAAUGUAACUCUGGAUCCAGAGACGGCUCACCCUCAGCUCAUCCUAUCCAAGGAUCGUAAAAGCGUUUGGUGGGGAGACAAACGGCAAGAUCUACCCAAGAAUCCUGAGAGAUUCGACCAGCGUGGUUUCGUGCUGGGACGUGAGGGAUUCACGGCAGGCAGGCACUUCUGGGAAGUCGCAGUGGGAAGUGAGGGGGUAUGGGCCGUAGGAGUGGCCAGGAAGUCUGUGAGGAGAAAAGGCCCUGUGGAGUUCACUCCAGACGAAGGGAUCUGGGCUGUGGGGAAGUGGAAUAAGGAGUACCGGAGCAUCAACCCUCCUGAGAACCCUCUUCUGCCCCUGAGUGGAGAACUCAAACGGAUCCGUGUCUCUCUGAACUGUGCUGGAGGGCAGGUGGCCUUUUUCGACGCCGACACAGGAGCCCGGCUCUACACGUUUUGGGCUGGCUCCUUCUGUGGAGAGACCCUUCACCCCUACUUUUACGUGAUCAGAAAAGGUCAGCUCAGCAUCACCCCUUAAGGCAGCUAAACCGCCCUCGAAAGUUCUCCUCCGUAGAGCAGGGCUGCUUCUAGACGUUGGGCUCGUCCUAGCGCAAACCGUUAGACAUUUUGCAGCAAUUUCAUCUUUUCUUCCUUAAUGGCUUUUCCACAGAUAAGAAAACAGAUGGAAGAAGUGGGAGGGUUAUGAGUGGAAGAAGACGGUGUUUAGUCCCCCUGUAAAAGUCCAUGAAUAAGCAGGGUAAAGGUGUGAUAAAAGCCUGAGCUGAAAGCA
Messenger RNA from Elgaria multicarinata webbii, 1780 nucleotides. Its product is annotated as zinc finger protein RFP-like. Gene Ontology annotation, molecular function: ubiquitin protein ligase activity; protein binding; zinc ion binding. Bases 62 to 1528 code for a protein of 488 amino acids. The transcript is spliced from 7 exons. NCBI's taxonomy places the organism in Eukaryota, Metazoa, Chordata, Lepidosauria, Squamata, Anguidae. Gene Ontology annotation, biological process: regulation of gene expression; innate immune response; protein ubiquitination. The record is from RefSeq and is a predicted model, not a curated record. Gene Ontology annotation, cellular component: cytoplasm.